Molecule: messenger RNA, 2573 nt
Organism: Seriola dumerili (greater amberjack)
Lineage: Eukaryota; Metazoa; Chordata; Actinopteri; Carangiformes; Carangidae
Gene: adora2b
Product: adenosine A2b receptor
Exons: 3
Coding region: 250-1302 (350 amino acids)
Biological process (GO): G protein-coupled adenosine receptor signaling pathway; vasodilation; adenylate cyclase-activating G protein-coupled receptor signaling pathway
Cellular component (GO): membrane
Molecular function (GO): G protein-coupled adenosine receptor activity
Source: RefSeq, a predicted model, not a curated record
UUAGUCGUGUGACACCGAGCCUCCGACGCAGAUCUACAGAUGCCGCUGAAAUGCUCCACAGAUCGGUCGCUGUUGAUGUGAAAACAUCCAGAGACGAUGUACAGGUUCAUUAAGAUGGCUGGUUGUGCAGCUCACACUUGUGGAAUAUUCCUGGAUUAUAGCAGAAAGACUUUUUUACUCCUCUGGGACUAGACACAGUGUUGUGGGUCACCGUCUGCAGGUUUUAGUCCUUGAACACACUUUGCUGAGAUGAAUACGUUAUACAUCGUGAUUGAAGUGGUUAUUGCUGUUCUCUCCAUAUCCGGCAACAUACUGGUUUGCUGGGCUGUCGCCAUCAACACCACUUUGAAGAACGCUACCAACUAUUUUCUGGUGUCCCUGGCUGUGGCUGAUAUUCUGGUCGGUUGCCUCGCCAUCCCUUUUGCCAUAACCAUCAGCAUCGGCAUCCGUCUGGACUUCUAUGGGUGCCUGUUCCUGGCCUGUUUUGUCUUGGUACUGACACAGAGCUCCAUCUUCAGUCUGCUUGCCAUCGCUAUUGACAGAUAUCUGGCAGUUAAAAUUCCUCUAAGGUACAAGGAGUUAAUGACAGGAAAGACCGCCAGAGAAAUCAUUGCUAUUUUAUGGAUCCUCUCCUUUGUCAUUGGCCUCAUCCCUUUCUUUGGCUGGAACCGGAAGUACUUGAGUUGCAAGAGGAACAGCUCCGGGACGGACAACACUACAAACACUGGCCUCACAAAGGGGCCGAGCGGCAGAGGGGACUUGCUAAAGAGUUGCGAGCUCCACUGCUUCUUUGAGAGUGUGGUGGACAUGCACUACAUGGUGUAUUUUAAUUUCUUUGUCUGUGUGCUGCUGCCGCUGCUCAUCAUGCUGGGCAUCUACCUGAAGAUCUUCACUGUGGCCAGGAAGCAGCUGAGACAGAUCGAGCUCAAGUGCGUGGGCAACGGGGACAGCCAUCACCACGGGCUGCUGCAGAAGGAGAUCCGGGCCGCCAAAUCCCUCUCCAUUAUCGUGGGACUGUUCGCUAUCUGCUGGCUGCCCGUCCACAUCCUCAACUGCCUCACGCUGUUCUACGAGGAGCUGAAGAAGCCGGCGGUCGUCAUGUACAUGGCCAUCAUUAUGUCUCAUGCCAAUUCUGCGGUCAAUCCCAUCAUCUACGCCUACCGCAUCCAGGACUUCAGGAACACCUUCCGCAAGAUCCUGGCCCAGCACUUCCUGUGCCGCAGGGAGGAGCUGUACCUCAGCUCCAACGGCAGCAGACGCAACAGAGACCAAAUCCACAUGACCAUCGACCCUCUGCUAUAGAGAGUCGUACUGAGGAGGAGUAUUAUAUGUCAGCUCUGUCGUUUCAGUCUUGAAUUUUAUUUCCACUGCGGUUUCUAAUGUUUACAGAACAAGGGUAUGAUAUGCGAGGAUGAACCGAUGUUAAACGCGCCUUGAAUGUGGACAUUUAUUUAUGAACUGUGUCAAGUAUCAGGGGUCGAGCAGUGAAAUGUUGUUGUCGUCUUACGUAACUUUUGUAUUGUGAAGGAUUUUUGAUUUAAAAGAAAAUCUGAUGAAGCUAACUGGAUUUGUAGGACUGUGAACAGGAUCCAAACUUAAACUGCUAUUUAUCAUUCUGAAUCCACCCUGUUACAACUCCAGACACUCCUUCUUUGCCCUGCUAUUUUAUAUUGUCAACAUUCAGUGCCAGUGUUUAAUUAUUUAUUUAUUACAAGACCUUUUCUUUGAGAAUGUAAAGAUCAAAAGACUUUGUGCGGUGAGAUCUGUAUUUGUGCACCUAGAAAGGUACAAUAUUAGUAGUCUACAUCCCACAUUCAUACUCAUGAUCAUCACAGGCUCUAUAUAUAGAUUUUCUUUAUCUUUUAUUUGAUUAUUAGAGGAGGUAUUUUUCAUAUCAAUAUCCAAAGUAGGAGACAGAUAAGGAGAAUACAUAUCUUUGUAAAACAAAUGUUCUCGAGCUGCUGCUUCAGUCUUUGCAGGUGUCCCUGCCGCUGCUCUAGUGACUCCUCCACAAAACGACGCAGGCGGAGGGACGCGGCGGUCCACACAGGGACACGCCUGCUUAUUGAAAAUUGCCAAAAAACUAAACUAGAGGGGGAAAAAUGCAAGAAAAAAAGAAAUGCUUUUCCUGUCCCAUGAAUCAUCUCUCAGGGCCACAGGGGUAGACAAAAUAAUCUCUGACCUCUGUGGCUGUGAUCCAGAGGAUGGCGUUCUUGUGACUCCGACACAAACGGCACGAUUUGAUUCGGUCACGCAGACACAGAAAUAAGUCGAAGUUUAGAGAAACACACCUGCAGUGGUGCUCCAUAUCAUUCCCGUGUUUCUUCAGACAAAAGCUCAGGAAGUGCUGAUUCACCACAGAGCGUUUUCAGAUGCUUUGUUUUGAGCCAACUGAUGACAUACUGUAAAAGUAGACACGCCAUUUAAAUGAUUAUGAUUAUAUUCAUUAUUCCUCAUCAUUCAGGCUUCUGGUACACAUGUAUUUUGUGGCUUACAUAACACAAAGCAUCUGUGCUUUGAUUCAGUUAGCUGUAAAUGAAUGUCACUUGCCUUAGGACUCCAGCUGACACCCC